UUUUGAUCGGUUAGUGUGGGAACUUCUUUAGUGGAAAACUGUCCAGUGAAACGUUUGAUGUGUUAAUAAAUGAAUAAUAAAUAAAUAAGUAUAAACAGAACAAAAUUCACAGACUGAGUUAGGCUUAAAGUUUUAGCCUUUUAUGAGACACUCAAUGAUAUUAAUUCUUGGUUGACAAGGGAGUUUACAUUAUAUGAAACGAAGACAGACCAAUUAUUGUUUUAGUGCCUCAAUUGUUAAAUUGUUAUACUUUAGUGAAAAUUUAAAUAUUCGUGGGUUUCUCCAAAAGUGUUCAAUUCUAAGAAAUUGAUAUUGUUAGCUUUCUCUUUAUAUUUAUGAAAGGGAAAGUAAAAUUUGUUUUUAAAAACAAACCACUGAGGUUAAAUCGAGUCUGUUGACAUAAUAAGAAAAAAAUACAUUGAAAUUAUCAAAAAAAGAACUUCGUUUGAAUAUUUUUUCGUCGACACGUCCAUUUUAUACGUCGAAGUUAAUUUUAAAUUUCGAAUUGCAUCGAGUGACGUGACUUAUUUUCAACGAGUGUUUUUCGUGAAAUCACGAGUGUUCACGUAUUGAGCGAGUGUUUUCGAAGUGUGUCGAGUGUGUUGGUGUUGACCAUGAUAGUGCAGUGAUGAGUGUCGAUGGCCUGGCCAGCCGGCUCCGAGGGGGCUGUGGAACUGCCCUUGCAGCAGAUUGGGGCGGAGUCCCUGACCGUGCCUGGAGUCACCGUGGUGGAUGGACAUACCAGACUUAAUGAGGACGAGGCGACGACCUCCGGCGUGACCGACGGCGCGGCCGGCGAGCAGCAGAGCCGGGUUAUCUUCGUCAAUGGACCACAGCCCAUCAAGUUCGUCCACAACCGAAUCUCAACGGCCAAGUAUAGUGUCCCCUCAUUCAUCCCUCUGUUCCUGUUCGAGCAGUUCCGCCGCUACUCCAACUGCUUCUUCCUUCUCAUCGCGCUGCUGCAGCAGAUCCCUGACGUGUCCCCCACCGGGAGGUGGACCACCCUCACGCCGCUCAUACUGAUCCUCAGCGUCAGCGCCAUCAAGGAGAUUGUUGAGGACUUCAAACGCCACCGAGCCGAUGACGAGACGAACCGUCGGAAAGUGGAAGUGCUUCGGGACGGUCGCUGGCAAACGGUACGGUGGGAGAGGUUGCAAGUUGGCGACGUGUGUAAGGUGCUCAACAACCAGUUCUUCCCCGCUGAUCUCCUGCUAUUGGCCUCUAGUGAACCCCGCGGCAUAUCCUUCAUCGAGACCUCAAACUUGGACGGGGAGACGAACCUGAAGAUCCGCCAGGCGCACCCCGAGACCGCGCGCCUGGACUCGUGCACCGACCUCGCCGACUUCCGCGCCACCGUCACCUGCGAGCCUCCCAACAGGCAUCUGUACGAGUUCAACGGGAUGCUGAAGGAGUCUAAUGCCAAGACAAUUCCCCUGGGUUUGGAGCAGAUGUUGCUUCGCGGCGCCAUGCUGCGGAACACGGCGUGGGUGCACGCUGUGGUGGUCUACACGGGCCACGAGACCAAGCUCAUGAAGAAUUCCACCAAAGCACCACUAAAGCGUUCGUCAAUAGACAAGCAGACGAACACACAAAUCCUGAUGCUGUUCGUCAUCCUACUAGCGUUGUCACUCCUCAGCGCCGGGUUCAAUGAACUCUGGACGAGGAACCACAACGACUGGUAUAUAGGGCUUGAGGAAGCGCAAAAUGUGAACUUCGGUUUCAACUUUCUGACCUUUUUGAUUCUGUACAACAAUCUUAUACCCAUAUCGUUACAAGUUACAGCCGAAAUUGUAAGGUUUUUCCAAGCAAAGUUCAUAGCGAUGGACAGCGAGAUGUACCACGAAGCCACUGACACCCCCGCAAUGGCGCGGACGUCCAAUCUCAAUGAAGAACUAGGGAUGGUCCAAUACGUCUUCAGCGACAAGACCGGAACUCUCACUUGCAAUAUUAUGAACUUUUACAAGUGCUCAGUGGCUGAGAACAUCUACAGCCGGCCGGGCCCGGACGAGAAGCCGGAAGACACGCUGCUGUACCAGAACCUUAUGCGAGGCCACGCCUCGGCCGACGUCAUCCGCGAGUUCCUCACCAUGCUGGCGGUGUGCCACACCGUCAUCCCCGAGUGGACGCACGACCACAUCGAGUACCAGGCCGCGUCGCCGGACGAACGUGCACUAGUGAUGGGCGCGGCGUCGUACGGUUUCGUAUUCGAGACUCGCACGCCGGACUCGGUCGUGAUACGGGCGGCCGGACAAGAAGAGACGUAUAAAAUAUUGAAUGUGAUAGAUUUUACUUCCGCCAGGAAAAGGAUGUCCGUUAUAGUGAGGACGCCGAAGGGUGAAAUCAAGUUGUACUGCAAAGGCGCGGACUCCGUAGUGUACCCGCGUCUCAAGGGCGGCGAGGGCGCCCCGCGCGCCGCCGCCACGCUGCACCACCUGGAGCUGUUCGCGUCCGAGGGGCUCCGCACGCUGGUCUUCGCCGUGGCCGAUAUCCCGGAACAAGUGUACAAAGACUGGUCGAACACAUACCACAAGGCCAGCAUAGCGAUACACAACCGCGAGCAGAAGAUUGAGGAGGCCGCCAUGCUCAUAGAGAACAACUUGAAGCUGCUGGGAGCUACUGCCAUCGAGGACAAACUGCAGGACGGCGUGCCAGAAACGAUAACAGCUUUACUCAAAGCGAACAUCAACGUAUGGGUUCUCACCGGGGACAAACAAGAAACGGCCAUCAACAUAGCGCACUCCUGUCGCCUCAUACACACCAGCAUGCCGCUUAUUAUACUCAACGAGGAUAGUUUAGAUGGCACCAGAGACACAAUUUCUCGUCACGUGGCCGACUUCGGCGACAACCUCCGCAAACAAAACGAAGUGGCGCUCGUCAUAGACGGCACCACUCUCAAGUACGCGAUGGGAUGUGAUCUGAAGAAGGAGUUCCUUGAUCUCUGCUUGUCUUGUAAAGUCGUCGUUUGCUGUCGAGUGUCGCCUAUACAGAAGGCUGAGGUGGUAGAAAUGGUAUCAUCAGCCACCGGAGCAGUAACCCUAGCGAUCGGCGACGGCGCCAACGACGUGGCCAUGAUCCAGCGCGCGGCCGUCGGCGUCGGCAUCUCCGGCGUGGAGGGGCUGCAGGCCGUGUGCGCGUCCGACUACAGCAUCGCGCAGUUCCGGUUUCUCCUCCGACUGCUGCUGGUCCACGGCGCGUGGAACUACUCCCGCAUCAGCAAACUCAUCCUCUACUCCUUCUAUAAAAACAUCUGUCUGUACGUCAUCGAGCUGUGGUUCGCCAUUUAUUCCGCCUGGUCCGGUCAAAUUCUGUUCGAGCGGUGGACGAUAGGUUUCUACAACGUGAUCUUCACAGCGCUACCUCCAUUUGCCAUAGGAUUGUUUGACAAGCUGUGCUCUUCAGAAAUUAUGUUGAGGCAUCCGGUACUAUACGUACCGUCUCAACAAGGUCUCCUGUUCAAUGUGCGAGUGUUCUGGGUGUGGGCGGUGAACGCGCUGCUGCACUCUGUGCUGCUGUUCUGGCUGCCCAUGCUGCUGGUCUCUCAUCACGUCCUGUGGCCCAGCGGGAAGGACGGAGGCUUUCUCGUCAUGGGCAACUUUGUUUAUACGUACGUGGUGCUGACAGUGUGCCUGAAGGCGGGGCUGGCCACGCACUCGUGGACGUGGGUCACACACGUCGCCAUCUGGGGCUCCGUCGCGAUGUGGUUCAUCUUUAUACUUAUUUACAGCAACGUGUACCCGUGGAUCCUGAUCGGCGCGGUGAUGCGCGGCAUGGACGUCAUGGUGUUCUCGUCGCUGCUGUUCUGGCUCGGGCUCGUGCUCGUGCCCGCGUGCGCGCUGGCGCCCGACCUGCUGGUCACCGUCAUCCACAACUCUGCGUUCAAGACGAUGACGGAGGCGGUGCGAGAGAGCGAGAUAAAGCAACGCGACCCCGCCGCGCUGCUCGCACAGCCGAGGCACUCCCUUACGGAGACGGCGCGUCUGCUACAAAACGUACGCAGCGUGUUCAGCCGGCGCUCGACCACGCGCGUCAACAUGGAACUCGAGCUGUCUCAUGGUUUCGCAUUCUCUCAAGAGGAGGGGGGCAGCGUGUCGCAGGCCGACAUGAUCCGAGCGUACGACACCAGCCAGCCGAGGGUUGGCCGCUCCUGAGCUGACGAGGCGCCCCGCUCGCACGUCUACACCGUGUGCUAGACGACGACUUCUCAAUGCGACUUUACUGGCAACACCGCCUUUAUUUUACACGUACAAAGUCUUUUUUUUUGUCUCAAAGACGCCUCUCAUUGUGUAGUUAUUUUUUUUUUUUGUUGAAAGGUUCACAUUAAAUGUAUUAAGUCCGCUAUCGAGGAAGCUUAUACGAGGAACUGUAAUAUGUACUUUAAAUUCGUGUAAGUGAUUGUAAUUAUACUAUGUUGAUAUAAAAUUUUAUGUAUACAUUAGAUGAAUGUAAUAAAAGUGUAGCUGUAUUUUCGGCCACAGGGAUUAUUGCGACAUCAUAAUGCUGAAUGCGAGAAAUUUUCACAAAAUUAAGCUGUUCACGCAACUCCGGGGAAAAGAUGCUAUCAAAUGUUAUAUUUGUUUAUUUUAUUUUUUUCAAAACCAUUUUAACGUGAUUUAAAAUUACGUGUUAUUGUUAUAUUCGUUAUUCUAUGCUAGUGUGAAAGUAUGUUUGGUGUCAAAAAAUGGUUUUGCGAAAUCCGAAUAAAAGAGAAAAAGAGGAUAUAUUAACUCUUUGUGACAACAAGCACUUGUGAUUUUUAGUAAUGUUAGUCGUUUCGCUUUGUUUUUUAAUUAUAACGCAGUUAAGAUCUAAGUUCAAAAUGCAUAAUUAAAUUAUUUAUUUAUUUUAGUUUAACUUUAGCGCUAACAUAAUAUGUAUUACAUUUAAAGUUAUGUUUCUUUUUUUGGUCUUGACAUACGUGACUACUAAAAAUGAAAUUAUGAACGAAAGUUGAAAUAUUGUUAUAAUUUUAUAAUGUUUAAUAAAUUGCUUAAUAGGUACAGCUUUUUAAAUGUGUUAAUAGUAUUUUUUAACAUUUUAUUAAUAAAUAGGAUGAAAUUGUUCAUGGUCUAUUUAUAUUUAUACAAAAAAAAAUACUUUACUGUAAUGGUUGGUCAGAGAUUAUUAUUGCAUCAAGAAAAAAAUUACGAUGUAUUAAUUACGCCACCAACCAACCAUAUUAACUUGUACAUACUCAGAGUUUCAUAUUUCCAUUAUGCCACUCAUUGUUGUUUUUAAAAAGACAGGAAACUAUAUAUUUGAACCUUUAAAUAUUCAUUAAUGACGCCUCCAACCAACCGUAUCAACGUGUGCACUGUUCAUACUCAGAGUUUAAUUUUACCACGUAUUAUUGUUUUUAAAGGACAGGAUGAUCAAACGUCAGGAUAUUUGUAGAAUUAAUAGUGUGCUUUAAAAAGUAUACUGUAUUUGAAAUUUUCCUAUAUCUAGCACCUGUAGUACUGUCGUUUGGACAUAGUGCACUUAUUUCGGUGGCACGAACUAAUUGAUUAACUAAAAGUUCUAGUCAAACACUAUAUGGCUCAUUCACAAAUUGUCAUUUUCUCAUAAUGUUGGGCGGUACAUUAUCUCUUUAUUAUGAAUAAAUCUUUUAAAUAAACGUGAAGCCAGAGCAACAAAAUUAUAACAUUUAAUCACCCUCAUUUGGCUUUUUUUUAUACAAAUGACUGAAAUCAGCAUUUGCUGUUAGCACCCUUAAAUCAAUAUGCAUUGAGGACAUUUUGUGAAUGAGUCAACUAAAUUAGAUUCGCAUCCGGCUCCCGAAGGACCAUUUUCUUCUUUGUCUUUAGUAACUUAAUUGUUUAAUUUUAUCUAAAACUCUAUAAUUAUACAGAUAAAGGAUUAAUAUUUACUAAAUUAUUGUGAUAUGUAACUCGAAGCUAAAAUUUUCAGAGUCUUUACAAAAGUCGACUGCUAGUGGUUUUUUGAAUGACUUGUAACUGAUAUGAUAUUUAUCACAUUAUACCUCGUAACAGUUUAUUAUUGUUAACUGUUAACUUGACUAAGAGAGGUGGCGGCGCAGGCGUCGGGAUACAUUUAUAUUGUGACGAAUACUAUUUGUACAACAAACUUACCGGAAGUAUAACACCAUUGAUGAAAAAUAUAUUGUGUCGUGAAAAUUGUAUUUACUCACAAUUAUUCUGUAUCUGUGUAGUGACUUCUAGCCAUCAAAUAUUCUACAAUUAUGUACUUCUUUCACAUCUAUCUUGUAAAUAAAACAUUUUCAAUAUUUUUUAU
Molecule: messenger RNA, 6252 nt
Organism: Amyelois transitella
Lineage: Eukaryota; Metazoa; Arthropoda; Insecta; Lepidoptera; Pyralidae
Gene: ATP8A
Product: probable phospholipid-transporting ATPase IA
Exons: 25
Coding region: 639-4148 (1169 amino acids)
Biological process (GO): phospholipid translocation
Cellular component (GO): plasma membrane
Molecular function (GO): magnesium ion binding; ATPase-coupled intramembrane lipid carrier activity; ATP binding
Source: RefSeq, a predicted model, not a curated record